This is a messenger RNA of Sinocyclocheilus anshuiensis, 4614 nucleotides long. RefSeq names its product protocadherin-19-like. Gene Ontology annotation, molecular function: calcium ion binding. The coding region runs from base 1044 to 4322 and encodes 1092 amino acids. Gene Ontology annotation, biological process: homophilic cell-cell adhesion. The transcript is spliced from 5 exons. NCBI's taxonomy places the organism in Eukaryota, Metazoa, Chordata, Actinopteri, Cypriniformes, Cyprinidae. Gene Ontology annotation, cellular component: plasma membrane. The record is from RefSeq and is a predicted model, not a curated record.
GCGCCUUGCGUUUACCUCGGUGAGCUGCAUUUAAGAACUAUAUCAAGAACUAUUUCGCUUCAUCCAACAGGCUGGAUAUUUCAGACCAGACGCUUUUAUUACGGCGAGAAGAGCCCAGGUGCACUUACAAAUGCUUGAUUUUUCUUCAUUGUUCUUUUCUCAGUGUUUUAUACGGAUUUAGUUUCAUUCUUUCUGGACUAAGGCCACCUGAAAUACCUUCAUACAAUUCACGCUUGUUGAGAGAAAUCUUCAGUGGACAAGGCACCCACCUCUUUCUUGCUCGACUGGGAAUAUCAGUGAAUUGUGGACUAGACUGAUAUUUUAUUAAUAUUGGUUUGCCAUCAUUGUUCCAGCUUCAGAGAUCGGACUGUUUCUUUUUUUUUUCUUCUGAAACUGGAAUCUCUGUGGUUUCAGUUGGAUAUGUGCAUGGACGUGCGGAUCAAGGAGGAGACAUCCUAACUCCACAUUAUUAUAUGGAUUGAUUGGGCACGAGCGAUGUUUUAAACUCAAUUUCAUUUCAAGUGUUCGUCGGGAAUCAUGAUAAGGAGGGCACAUUUUUUGAAUUGGAUCCUUCAUUCAUUCACAAGUUGAGGACCUUCUAGCGGACAUCUAGCCUAUACAUUUUUACUGAAUAUUUUCUUUCACUGGCUCAAAAUGGUCGGUUUACAUCUCGGUUACCCUGAGCUACGCAAAUGUUCAUGUUGAAGCCAUGUUGUUCGUUCACAAUGUUUUCACAUUCACUAUAUGAAGAAUUAUUCACUAGUUUUAUUUAUAUUUCUUUUUCCAACAAUAAUGCAAGACAUGGGUGGCCUGAUAAGAUCUCGAUAAAGUAAAUGGAAGUUAUCAGCUGCGUAAUCAGUAAAUCAGAUGAAUUUAAUCGCAGAUAUAAACAUUUUCGUUCAUUUUAAAGGAUGUCUACCAGACUGUGAUUUUAUUCCUUUGACUUAUUUCUUUUUUUUUACGUCCGACCGAACGUGCGUAUGUUUAAAUGUUAAUAAAAGAUCAUGCAAAUGAGCGUGUGAAGACAGACAUCAACAGGUAUAAUGCAUUCCAAGGACAUGGAUUUCAUACAAAUGUUUUUGUGUUUUCUCUUGUGCUGGACUGGAGUCGAUGCCGUUUUCAAUUUGAAAUACACAGUGGAAGAAGAGCUGCGUGCAGGCACAAAGAUAGCCAACGUGACGGCGGACGCAAAAGUUGCGGGUUUUGCACUGGGAAACCGACAGCCUUAUUUGCGGGUUAUCUCCAAUUCCGAGCCCCGGUGGGUUAAUCUGAGCCCCGCCGGACUGCUCAUCACAAAGCAAAAAAUUGAUCGGGACGCUGUUUGCCGACAGACACCUAAGUGUUUUAUUUCUUUGGAAGUGAUGUCGAACUCGAUGGAGAUCUGCGUGAUUAAAAUUGAGAUUAUCGACGUAAACGACAACGCGCCGCGCUUCCCCACUAACCACAUCGACAUAGAAAUCUCGGAAAAUGCCGCUCCCGGUACCAGAUUUCCCCUAGAGGGGGCAAGCGAUCCGGACUCUGGGAGCAACGGCAUUCAGACGUACACAAUUACCCCUAAUGAUAUUUUCGGUCUUGAGAUUAAGACGAGGGGAGACGGGUCCAAAAUCGCAGAACUUGUGGUGGAAAAGACUUUAGACAGAGAGACGCAGUCUCGUUACACGUUUGAACUUACAGCGGAGGAUGGUGGAGACCCCCCAAAGUCCGGGACUGUGCAACUUAACAUAAAAGUAAUUGACUCGAACGAUAACAACCCCGUUUUCGAUGAGCCAGUAUACACUGUAAACCUGCUGGAGAAUUCUCCCAUUAACACGUUAGUCAUAGACUUGAACGCUACGGACCCAGACGAAGGAACCAAUGGCGAGGUGAUCUACUCAUUCAUAAACUUUGUCUCCAACCUGACCAAACAAAUGUUUAAAAUCGACCUCAAAACAGGCGUGAUAACAGUGAAUGGCGUUUUGGACCACGAGGAAUUGUCCGUCCACGAAAUUGAUGUACAAGCCAAAGAUCUGGGUCCAAAUUCAAUCCCUGCCCACUGCAAAGUGAUUGUUAAUGUAAUCGACAUAAACGACAACGCGCCAGAAAUCAAACUGUUGUCAGAAAACAGCGAGAUGGUGGAGGUGAGCGAAAACGCUCCUCUCGGAUAUGUAAUAGCUCUGGUGAGAGUCUCAGACAGUGAUUCGGGAGCGAAUGGAAAAGUGCAGUGCAGACUGCAGGGCAAUGUGCCUUUUAGCCUCAACGAGUUUGAGAGCUUCUCCACCUUACUUGUUGAUGGCCGUCUGGAUAGGGAGCAGAGAGACAUGUACAAUUUGACCAUUCUAGCCGAGGACAGCGGGUAUACCCCGCUCAGAAGCUCAAAAUCUUUUGCAGUGAAAGUAACGGAUGAAAACGACAAUCCCCCGUACUUCACCAAGCCGCAUUAUCAAGCCAUGGUCCUCGAAAAUAACGUCCCAGGUGCGUUUCUGCUGGCGGUGUCCGCCAGGGACCCUGACCUGGGCAUGAACGGCACUGUGUCCUACGAAAUCAUCAAAUCGGAGGUGCGGGGCAUGUCUGUGGAAUCUUACGUUACCGUGAACUCAAACGGCGAAAUCUACGGCGUUAGGGCUUUUAAUCACGAAGAUACGCGGACCUUUGAGUUUAAAGUCACUGCAAAGGAUGGGGGAGAUCCACCUUUGACCAGCAACGCCACCGUGCGCAUUGUUGUACUGGAUGUAAAUGACAAUACACCUGUGAUGACCACCCCGCCCCUGGUGAACGGCACGGCGGAGGUGUCCAUUCCUAAAAAUGCUGGAGUUGGUUAUCUGGUUACACAAAUAAAAGCUGAUGAUUACGAUGAGGGGGAAAAUGGAAGGUUAACCUAUUCAAUUUCAGAAGGAGACAUGGCAUACUUUGAAAUAGAUCCGAUAAACGGCGAGGUGCGAACCACAAAGACGUUUGCGGAGAAUGCGAAACCAUCCUAUCAAAUAACCGUGGUGGCGCACGACCACGGCCAAACUUCUCUAUCUGCCUCUGCCUAUAUUGUCAUUUAUCUCUCUCCUAAUCUCAAUGCACAGGAGCAAAUCGGACCCGUCAACCUGUCUCUCAUUUUCAUCAUUGCCCUGGGUUCUAUUGCAGUUAUCCUGUUUGUCACAAUGAUCUUUGUGGCAGUCAAGUGCAAAAGGGAUAACAAGGAAAUCCGAACAUACAACUGCAGUUUCUUGUACCUGCGCAGGGUGGCGGAGUACUCCUAUGGCAACCAGAAGUCCAGCAAGAAGAAGAAGCUGAGCAAGAACGACAUCCGCCUGGUGCCGCGGGACGUGGAGGAGACGGACAAGAUGAAUGUGGUGAGUUGCUCGUCUCUCACCUCUUCGCUCAACUACUUCGACUACCACCAGCAGACUCUGCCGCUGGGCUGCAGGCGCUCCGAGAGCACCUUCCUCAACGUGGAGAACCAGAACUCCAGGAAUGCUGCACCCAACCAUGGCUACCACCAUACCUUCACAGGGCAGGGCCCUCAGCAGCCUGACCUCAUCAUCAACGGCAUGCCGCUGCCUGAGACGGAGAAUUAUUCCAUUGACUCAAGUUAUGUAAACAGCAGAGCACACCUAAUUAAAAGCACUUCAACAUUCAAGGACAUGGAAGGAAACAGUCUGAAGGACAGUGGCCACGAGGAGAGUGACCAAACCGACAGCGAACAUGACGUUCAGAGAGGGCACUAUGCCGACACAGCUGUAAAUGACGUACUGAAUAUGACCGUACCCCCCAACAACUCGCAGCUACCUGACCAAGAUCAGUCAGAGGGUUUCCACUGCCAAGAUGAAUGUCGUAUCCUUGGCCACUCUGACCGCUGCUGGAUGCCCCGGGUGCCUGUGCCAAGAGCCAAGUCUCCUGAACACAGCCGCAACGUCAUCGCUCUGUCUAUCGAGGCCACCACCGUAGACGUACCUCACUAUGAGGACUGUGGCACCACCAAAAGGACUUUUGCCACCUUUGGCAAAGACGGGCCAGAUGAGGAGCGGCCCGAACAGAGGGGCAGGCGGCAAACGGCAGAGCCGGCCGUCUGCAGCCCCAAGACCAACGGCACCGUGCGCGAAGCCGGAAACGGCCAGGAGGCCGUCAGCCCCAUCACCUCCCCAGUGCACCUGAAGAGCCCCCAGUCCAAACCACCCUCCACCUACAACACGCUGAAAUGCAGAGACGCAGAGCGCAUAGCCAACCACAGCCUGCUGCGGCAGCCGGAGGGGAAGGACAGUGAGCCGGCCAUGCGGGAGAUCAACACGCUCCUGCAGGACGGCCGUGAGAAGGAGUCCCCUGGCAGCAAGCGGCUGAAAGACAUUGUGCUUUAACCGGCUCCCACGUGUACACAGAGCGCAUACACUACUACGAGUGUGUGUAAACGUGUGCGUGUGUAUAUUUGUGUGCUUUUUGCGAGCGUCGAGCCGAGCGGGCCUGGGGAAGGGAGACACAUGUGCAGCACAAUGUAUUCUCCAGUGACCGAACAAACUAAGCUGAAAAUGUGUCUGCGAGCUCAGACUGUCAUCGUGGCUUGGUAGUAACAGCAAUGCUUGUACGUUCUUCGCAAUUGUUUUUCCGCAGUGGACAGGCUGGUUACUGUGUGCUGCGUGACACACUCCACCC